CAUUCGAUCUCUCAGCUGUGACAGUUCAGAUUGUUCUUCGUCAGAAUGAUAACUCUGGUGUUUGGGUCCUCACUGCCCUCACCAACACCACCAGAGGCAGCUGUUGUGUCGACGCCAGCUACGAAGAAAUGUGGGAGCUUAACGGGUCCCCGGUUUGUCCCCAAUCGGAGUGGUUCUGGUUCCGGUAACGGGUUCCCGCCCUUUCUUCCCAAAGAGGUCGAGAAGAUCAAAGAUCCUUUUGCCAGAAACUUGGCUCAGAGAAUGGAGAGAGUCCCAGUUCAGAUGGGGAUAUAUGGAAGUUCUAUUAUGAGUAGUUGUGUGAGACCUCUAAUACAAACCAAGAUCAAUCCAGUGGUUCUUCUGCAUUGCUUUGACAGUUCUUGUUUAGAAUGGAGAUGCACAUAUCCCCUGCUUGAAGAGGCUGGGGUGGAGGCUUGGGCAAUUGAUGUGCUUGGUUGGGGCUUCUCUGAUUUAGAAAGGCUGCCACCAUGCAAUCCGGAAUCAAAGCGUCAUCACCUCUACCAGUUUUGGAAGUCCUAUAUCAGAAGGCCGAUGAUAUUAGUUGGACCAAGUCUGGGUGCAUCUGUUGCAAUUGACUUUGCAGUCAGUUAUCCAUUUGCUGUUGAAAAAUUGGUUUUGAUUAAUGCAAGUGUGUAUGCAGAAGGCACCGGGUUUGCUAAAUUACCUAGAGCAUUGGCCUAUGCUGGGGUUUCCUUGCUGCGGAGCAUCCCUCUACGGCUUUACGCCAAUACACUGGCCUUCAAUGACAUUUCAUUAGCCACAACCUUUGAUUGGACUAAUGUUGGCCGCUUACACUGUUUGUUACCUUGGUGGAAAGAUGCAACAGUAAGUUUCAUGGGCAGUGGUGGCUAUAAUGUUAUCGCGCAAAUAAAACAGGUGAAACAGAAAGCACUUGUUAUCUGCAGUGAGAAAGAUCGGAUUAUCAGCUACAAGCAAAUACUUAGACUACAAUGUGAACUACCCUUUGCGAUUAUGCGGCUUAUACCAGAGGGUGGUCACCUUCCUCAUGUUGACAGUCCCGCCUCUGUUGCAAAGCUAAUUGCAGGGUUUGCUUGCAAUGACAGAUGCUGAAGGGAACUGCUGCAGAAUUUCUUGGUACAUCUUCCUUCCUUAUAGUGGAGGCUAUUGGUUCAUUAUAGUAGUGCUGUUUGUGCAUUGUAAAUUGGUUUAUAUCUGUAGUAAGUUUGAAGAUAAGUAGAUGCUUAUAAUGUUGAAAAAGAAACCUGAAUAAGCAAUGAAACAGUGAGCAAUAAUGUAACAAGUAGUAAAUAUAGCUUAACAAAUAGGACGACAAUGAUAAUGUACCAAUGGUAUUGGGGAUAUUUGUCUGGUCUUGGGAAAGUUCCUAUUUAUUAUAUGGUUCAUCACUUCAUCAGUAUGCAUUGC
This is a messenger RNA of Argentina anserina (silverweed cinquefoil), 1407 nucleotides long. RefSeq lists its product as uncharacterized. Bases 46 to 1092 code for a protein of 348 amino acids. The transcript is spliced from 10 exons. Lineage: Eukaryota; Viridiplantae; Streptophyta; Magnoliopsida; Rosales; Rosaceae. The record is from RefSeq and is a predicted model, not a curated record.